Molecule: messenger RNA, 717 nt
Organism: Trichoderma gamsii
Lineage: Eukaryota; Fungi; Ascomycota; Sordariomycetes; Hypocreales; Hypocreaceae
Exons: 4
Coding region: 1-717 (238 amino acids)
Biological process (GO): peptidyl-proline hydroxylation to 4-hydroxy-L-proline
Cellular component (GO): endoplasmic reticulum
Molecular function (GO): procollagen-proline 4-dioxygenase activity; iron ion binding; L-ascorbic acid binding
Source: RefSeq, a predicted model, not a curated record
AUGCCAAAGGCUAAAUCCUCAAAGCCAUCGGCCUCGGCUCCUCAAGCUGCGCCUCAAGUGGCACCGUCAUGGCCCAUGUUCAAGCCCCCUCUGCCAGUUGUUCAGCUAUAUCCAGAGCUGCAUCCCGCAACGUCAAAUAUUGUUCUAGUCUCAUCUUUUUUCCCUCGUUCUCUCUGUCGCGAUUAUGUGGCAUAUCUCAAGACGUUGCCACUGCAGACAACCCCUUCAAAGCCGAAGAAAGGGGAAGCAGUCCGUGUAAAUGAUAGAUUCCAGAUCAACGAUCCAGGCUUCGCCCGCAGGUUGUGGGACACUACCGGGCUAAAGGAGCUGAUUCUGGAAGAUGAAUCGAUCAAUAGCCUUUGGGGCGGCGAGCCCAUCGGUCUCAAUCCCAAUAUCCGCAUAUACCGCUACUCCAAAGGUCAAUAUUUUGACUGUCACUAUGACGACUCGAAUUAUCUGAUGCUUGACUCUGUAUCUGUCAAAACGACCUGGACGCUCCUCUUGUAUCUAACUUCUGCCGCAGAGGGAUGCAUUGGUGGAGAGACAGUAUUCUAUCCUCAUGAUCGCAAAUCAGCGGCUGAAGAAAUCGCGGUGUCGCUCGAAACCGGAAUGUUGCUUUUGCAUAAGCAUGGCGACGAUUGUCUACUGCACGAAGGAAGAGAAGUCCAAGAAGGAGAAAAGUGGGUGCUCAGAACCGAUCUAUGUGUCAGGCGAUGA